Messenger RNA from Armigeres subalbatus, 2850 nucleotides. RefSeq names its product ectonucleoside triphosphate diphosphohydrolase 5 (gene NTPase). Bases 368 to 1837 code for a protein of 489 amino acids. The record is from RefSeq and is a predicted model, not a curated record. Gene Ontology annotation, molecular function: hydrolase activity. The transcript is spliced from 4 exons. NCBI's taxonomy places the organism in Eukaryota, Metazoa, Arthropoda, Insecta, Diptera, Culicidae.
AAGAGGUGAACAAAAUGUCAAGUAUUGUUAUGGUUGUGGCGGAAUCAGAGAAAAUAGUUUAGAAAAGUAGUUCAUAUCUACCUAAGCAAACGAAAACCAUAUUCUUCAUAAGAAAUCCGCCAACAUUUGUGCCAUAUCAUCAUGUAUAAAAAGAAUAUUGAGUGUACCUUUUAAAAUGAUAAUGUGUUUGUGAAGCACAUGAAAUACAGGAAUACAACGAUUGAAGUUACGAUUUGGUUUUGUCCUUCGAAAAUGAUAGUGCCAAAGAAAAACAAAACUUUGUACAUCAUCAUCAGAAUGAUUUAAGAAUGUAAUGUGAUAAAUCGCGUUAUCUCUGGUUGCUUGUUGAAUAUUUAGAACGGAGUGUAUGUGUAUCUUCCUUCCACCUCUGGGUUCAAGGUCAGAGGUAAUUCGAGCAACUCUAGCGGUGGCGAAAACUCUUGAUCUCCAAAUGAAGCGAUUUGAGUAUCAGCUGCUCCAGCAGCAAGAUGCUAACGAACGAAGUCAAGCACCGGUUGGAUCUCGCCGAAAAUCUAAUUCUAAGGUGGUCACAAACAAUCUACGGUUUUCGUUUUUUUGCCUGGUAGUCAGCGCCUCGCUGCUGAUAUUCUUAUUCCUGGCAUACACGGACUCUUUCCACCCGAUCGUCGAUACAAUCGCUGGAAAGCUCGGUUACCACGAGAAAACGUACGCCGUCGUGAUCGAUGCCGGUUCUACGGGCAGCCGUGUCCUGGCAUUCGAAUUUCACCGCGGCUAUCUGGACGGACGACUGGUGUUGGAUUACGAAUUGUACAAACAUUCAAAGCCAGGACUAUCCGCCUUUGCCGAUAAACCCCAGGAGGGUGCAGACACAAUUGACAAGCUACUGAACGAAGCCAAAAAUGUGAUACCCAAGGAAAAGAUGGCCACAACACCGCUAGUUUUGAAAGCCACGGCUGGGCUUAGAUUGCUAAAACCUGAGCAAGCUGAAGGACUGUUGCAAGCCUGCAGAGAUUUGUUUGCGAAAUCUGGAUUCUUAGUCAACGAUCAAUCAGUAGAGAUUAUGGACGGAACUGACGAGGGAAUUUUCUCGUGGUUUACAAUCAAUUUCCUGUUGGGAAAACUCAACGGUCGUAAUACGGUUGCUGCUUUGGAUCUCGGGGGCGGAAGCACGCAAGUCACUUUCGCUCCAAAGGACGUUUCCCAAACUCCUCUCUACAAAAAUUUCAUGCACAAAGUUCCUACAGUAAAUUCGUAUGUCGACGUAUUCACCACAAGUUAUCUGGGAGCUGGGUUGAUGGCCGUUCGGCAUGCCGUUUUCACCGACGGUGCCGCUGAGGGAGAGACGAAGCUAGUAAGCGAAUGUGUGAAUUCCAUUGUAAAGGAUAAAUUGUUCCGAUAUGGCACAGCUCAAUUUUACAUCAGUGGUAAGGACAAUCCCAAGGCAACGGUCGAAAACCCGGAGGUAGAUUACCAGAAAUGCGCAUCGCUCGUACGCAAGAAGUUACUACACACGUUGAAUCCGAAACCGGUGACGCUGAAGCAGCAUGAAAUUUCGGCGUUUAGUUACUUCUUUGAUCGAGCCAUUGAGACUGGAUUAGUAGAUCCCAUUCAGGGUGGUGAGACAACGGUGGGUCAUUUCGUUACCCGUUCUCGUGAGGUAUGUGCCGAAGCCAACACCGACCAACCCUUUAUGUGCGUCGAUCUUACGUUUAUUGCUGUACUUCUGGAAGAAGGAUACGGUCUCAAGCCAAAAACCCCGCUCAAACUUUACAAAAAAAUUGACGGCCAUGAGAUCUCGUGGGCAUUAGGGUGUGCCUACAACAUACUGACCAGCAACAAAAGUUCCCAACUGUAGAACAGAAGAAACCUGUUAAUCUCACGUGCAACGUGAAUACAACGAUACAAUCAAUCACACAAAACCACCAAACCAGAACCGAAGCAAAUCCUUCUAUUGGGGGCAAUGGGUUAUAUACUAAAGACAUCUUGAAGAAUGAGUUUGUCAUAAGUUUAUGUUGUUGUUCUGGGGAUAAUUAUUUUUGACUUUGACGAUUAAAAACAGAUAUGAAUCAACUAUUUUGUAUCCAUAGGAAAAUCAUUUUUGAUAGAACAAUUUUACUACAAUUGAUUUUACUAUACAAGAAGAAAUAUUGUCUGAUUUAAAUUUACUUAAUAUACCGACAGAAUAUAUGCCAUUCAAGUGGCGUAUUAAGGAGAAAAGACACUAUAGAAAAUGAAAUACCUUACUGUGCCUUAACAUACACGAUAGCAAAAUAGAAUAGGAUUAUCAUAAAUUGAGUACAUUCUUGUAGAAAAACACCUCUACUACACUAUUUGUUAUCAGUCAAUAUAAGUAGGUUUGUUAUACUGCAAGGGUAGCUUUUAGCUGAAUAGUUUGCACGCAUCGUAUCAUAAUAGUGUUAUAUGUAAUAGAGAACUAUCCCUAAAUCACAUUCCCUUCAGAAAAACAUCCCAGAAAAACUCCGAAUUGAUGUCAUCACUGCUAGAAUUAGAAUGUUUCUAAACAGAAAAAAAUAUUGGCACUGAGGUAGCUUUGAAUUAAUAAUAGUAAAUAGAUGUCAUUUGGUAUUAUAGCUAGGGAAAAAAAGAAGCAGUUGGUAUUUCACUCACACUGCGAGCUGUGUUUAGUUUGAUUGUUUGAUUAUGAUAGCAAAACUGUGUUAUGUGAUAUGUGCAUCAACUCUUAAAGCGAAGUAGAACAACUCAAUGAGAAUGGAGAUGUAGUAUUUAUCAUUGAAGAAUCCAUUGAUAAACUGUUGUCAAGUUUUCUUUCAAGCACCGUAACAAAAAUGAUUGUUUUAUGUAAAAAUAUAAAAUAAAACUCAGGACUUAUGAGACACGAAACAUUAA